GCAGCGCAACAGGCAGUGCUGAACUAAUCAAUGUCCACUUCCUUCAAAGAGGAUUACUGGUCCUUCCGCUUAGCUGAGUUACCUGAAAUUAGGAUAAGAGUAAGGAGCGGUCUUCUGUCUACAGCGGCCAUCUGUCUGCCAAGUGGACAGUCGAGCGCUCCCGCUGCUGUCUUAAUGGAGACGAGGCUGGAGCUGGACGUUUUGAUUUACCCCAACGAAGUGAGGAUCGCCACUCCGGAGGAUCUCUGGGAAUGGGAGCUGGAGACUGCGAGCCAGGUGUCCAUACCCACCGUGCGACUCUUUGUGGCACUUUACCCCUACAACCCUGCUGCCAUGUCUCCCAACUAUGAGACGGCUGCAGAGGAGCUGCCUUUUGUACCAGGACAGAUAAUCAAGGUGUUUGGAGACAAAGACCGUGAUGGUUUCUAUGACGGGGAGUCUGGUGGUCUCUCCGGUUAUGUGCCAAGUAACAUGGUGUCUGAGAUCCCGGUGGAUGAUGAGUACCUGAAGCAUCUACUCAUGCAGCAGGGCUUCCUCCCUGUGGACCACACAGGUUUCUCUCCAACAUCAGAUAUGAGCGAUGUUUCCAGUGUCAGUGACGAAUUGGUUGUUCGACGAAUGGUGGCCUUAUUUGAUUAUGAUCCCUGGGAGAGUUCACCCAACGUGGACAGUGAAGAUGAACUUGGCUUUCGUUCAGGAGACAUUAUUUAUGUGUUAGGUGACAUGGAUCAAGAUGGGUUUUAUUUUGGGGAUCUGCACGGACGACGAGGUUUGGUUCCAUCAAACUUCCUGCAGCCGUUUCCGUGGGAUUAAUAGAAAAUGCCAGGACACGCGAUGUUUGCUACAGAUGCCAAGUCUCAGAUACAGAAAGAAAUCAGCCGCUGAUUAAACCAUUAUUAUCAGUCAUACCAGUGAUGUUGUGGGCGCUGCAAAUACUGCAAAUACAAAUCUCAGAAAAUAUAUUUUAUUGAAAAUUGCAAAUCAUUUAGUAAAGAAACAAAACAGAAAAUUACAAAAAUCAUGGUUAAAGGUCACUUUGGAUUAAAAGCCCAACAUGAGCGACUGACUGACUUUGCAAAAAGAUACAUUUAAUAUUUAAUUAUAAUAAAGCCUGUUCACAAACUAUAGAUUAUUUUAGCCUUAAUAAUACAAUAAGUCUCAGUUUUUGCAGACCAGAGUGUAUUAAAGUUGUAAAGUUGCCUUAUACUCUCUCUAUACAGUACAUUUUAUAUUAACAGCUCAUAAAGGAGUUCUUAAGAAAGAGUAUUUUUUAAUUUUUGAGUUUUACAGCAACUUUAAUGUAAAACAAAGUACAACAAAAAUGUUGCAUAAAGGAAAUUGUUAAUGUUCUGAUUAUGUUUCCAGUGUAACACAAAAUAAAAAUAAACUUUAAAUAUC
Hippoglossus stenolepis (Pacific halibut) is the source of this 1398-nucleotide messenger RNA. RefSeq names its product RIMS-binding protein 2-like. Gene Ontology annotation, biological process: neuromuscular synaptic transmission. NCBI's taxonomy places the organism in Eukaryota, Metazoa, Chordata, Actinopteri, Pleuronectiformes, Pleuronectidae. The record is from RefSeq and is a predicted model, not a curated record. The transcript is spliced from 5 exons. Gene Ontology annotation, molecular function: protein binding. Bases 31 to 813 code for a protein of 260 amino acids.